GCCAAAAGGCGGCUGGACGAUCAAGCCUAAGGAGCUUUCGCUGUGCCCGGUCCAAAAGGGUCAGUGGGUCCAGUGGGAGAAAUCCGAUGAGGACAUACCCGAGGGCGAUAUCGGGCAGGUGACGUGCAUCAGGUAUCAGGACGACGACGAAAACAACGGCAUGAAAGUGUAUGCAAACUUCAAGAAGGGCUACUGGUCCUUUUCUCCGAGCUCGCUGAAACCCCUCGGCCUAGGCGCAGAUGUGAUCAGAGGCCUGAAGACGACUUUCAAGAAGUUCGACAAGAACAACGACGGAAAGCUCACCGAGGAAGAGUUGCUGGCAGUGCUGGGUAAGCUUGGCCUAAGUGAGGAUGAUUGUAGGACUCUCUUCGAGUCUUUGGACAAGGAUGGAAACGGCAAGCUCACGACCGACGAGUUUAUCGAGUACAUCUUCGGAUCUUCUACUCCAGACACCAUGAAGAGGAUGCUUGCGGACGGCUUUGGCUUGGGAGACGCCCUGGGCUUCAAAAACAGCGAUGGUGAGCACGACGACGAUGAGAACGAUGAUAAACCGGGUAGUAGUCAGGAGGUUGACGGCCCAGCGAAGCCUGUCACGGCGGAGUCGAUUGAGGAGAUCGAGGGUAUUGGUCCCGAAACAAUCGUGUCCCGGGCCGAGUGGGCGACUGCGAUGUUGUCAGUUGGCGUUUGCCGCCAAGCGGCAAUUGAGGGCUUCGACGGCUGCCUGGCCGACUUGAACCAAGAGGAUGAUCCCACACUCGAAUACCUUGGUGCGGAGCUCAACGGGACCGGUGGCACUGUGGGCGUGGAAGAGCUCCGUGCCGCCGUCGGCAAG
Symbiodinium necroappetens is the source of this 832-nucleotide messenger RNA. Lineage: Eukaryota; Dinophyceae; Suessiales; Symbiodiniaceae. The record is from the annotation of a GenBank genome assembly.